CCAAAUGGGGAGUUGGAGAACCUGAAACUGCUCGAUCAUCAACUGAUUAGAGACACAACUCCCGUUCAUGAUCUCUCCUACUUUUUGUACUCUGGAGGGUCCAAAGCGGACUUUGACAAACUGGAUGAGUAUCUGGAGCUCUACUAUCGGAGUUUUUCCAGUUUCGCCACGGAGCUGGGAUUUGAUCCGAAGGAACUGUUUCCCUUCGAGGCGUUGAAGCGCGACUGGAAGCGGUUCGCUCUUAUGGGCGUUUUUAUGGGGAUUAUGCUGUGGGAGGUCAAGUUCAUGUCCAAGAAGGAGAUACAGAAAUUGGGCGUUGGUACCACUGAUGAGCAGGAAAUGCAGAAAAGCUACACCGAGUAUGCCAAAGUGGUUCGCCAGCAUCCGGAGUUUCUCAAGAAUAUUAGCAAUAUCAUCAUCCAUGCAGCUGAAUAUGGAGUAAUUUAAGGCGAUUUGUCCAGAGCGCAAUUUUAAUUGCAUUAUGAAAUGUUGUGUUAGUAAUUGUAAGCGAUUGAUUAGCCGUUGCGCAAUACCUAUCGUCACCUAAAAAACUGUCUACUUGCGUAUUAGUUAAUGCUUAUCUAAUCUGUCCAACCUUCUCUAAAUAUAUCACGCCAAACCUUUUGCCCAA
Dendroctonus ponderosae (mountain pine beetle) is the source of this 631-nucleotide messenger RNA. RefSeq lists its product as uncharacterized. The record is from RefSeq and is a predicted model, not a curated record. Lineage: Eukaryota; Metazoa; Arthropoda; Insecta; Coleoptera; Curculionidae.